Triticum aestivum (bread wheat) is the source of this 871-nucleotide messenger RNA. RefSeq names its product mitochondrial import inner membrane translocase subunit TIM14-3. The transcript has 3 exons. The record is from RefSeq and is a predicted model, not a curated record. Gene Ontology annotation, biological process: protein import into mitochondrial matrix. Gene Ontology annotation, cellular component: PAM complex, Tim23 associated import motor. Lineage: Eukaryota; Viridiplantae; Streptophyta; Magnoliopsida; Poales; Poaceae. Gene Ontology annotation, molecular function: ATPase activator activity. Bases 276 to 614 code for a protein of 112 amino acids.
CCAUGUACCUGCUUCCCUCUUCGGCUCAGUUCGUGGGCGCUCCCAAAGGCCCAGCCCAAGUAGGGUUCCGUCUUCCACGAUCCACCCAUCCCUCCCUCCGCCGCGAAGCUUCCAGUACCCUCCACGCGACGCGACUCCGCCGACGCCGUUCUCAUCUCCGGCGAUCUCUCGGGCCCUAGCGCCGCCCGCGUCCGCACCUGCGUGCAGCCACUCAUCGGCCGCGUCUUCUGCGCCCUCCCGCCUUGAACAACUCGCCGGAGUUACUGGUCGUGGAGAUGGCCACACCACUCAUAGCUGGACUUGCUGUGGCAGCCACUGCUCUUGCGGGUAGAUAUGGCAUCCAGGCUUGGCAAGCUUACAAGGCAAGGCCCAUAGUUCCAAGGAUGCGUAAAUUCUAUGAAGGUGGCUUUCAAGCUACAAUGACCCGACGGGAAGCUGGUCUAAUCUUGGGUAUCAGGGAAAACGUCCGUCCUGAUAAGGUGAAAGAGGCACACAAGAGGGUCAUGGUUGCCAAUCACCCGGAUGCAGGAGGAAGCCAUUACCUUGCGUCGAAGAUCAACGAGGCAAAAGAUGUUUUGCUGGGGAAAACUAAAGGAGGUGGUUCAGCCUUUUGAUCAUAUAUCAUGCAAAAUGUGCUCACCCAAUGAAGAUACUAUUAUUUUUGCACCUCCAGACUCUGCACCUAGAACUAGAAGGCAGACAAAAGCCUUGGUGUAUCACUGAAAUUUCUGGAGAAAGAACAUUAGAUGUCUUAGACGUAGCAGGUUCUUUGACUGUUUGACACUUCCAAGACCAAAGUUGUGCUGGUUAAGGAAUAAAUGAUGUACUACAUGAGGUUGGCCUGUGUUGAGUUUUGCAUAACAUUUGUUCA